AUGGCAUUCGAGUUUCAACCAUCGGUCUUGCCCAAUCACCCGAGGCAUUCAAGCAGUGCUCAAGCCCAUGGGCGUCAACGGCCACAGCUCGCUAUCCCUACCGGAGACAACGACCGCCCCGGUGCGUCGCAGACCAGCCCCAUCUCGGUAAAACUCGAAGAAAUGUUCGCCCAUGGAUGUUUCCACCACUAUUCUUCAACGAUUCAAGAUAUGUUCGAAGCCGACCACCAGCAUUGGUUCAUACUGCGUUUCCUUCGUCGGGAUUCGCAGUGCCCCCUCUUCCGGAGGAACCAUACAAGCAUCUACUACAACCCUCCACCGGAUCUGUUUGCGUUGGUCGCAGAGAUUCGAGAGGACAAGAGCUGGGAGGCCAAGAGGCUGGAGGUGCUUGCGUCGGAUCUUCUUGGCCCGAUUCUCGAGGCUCAGGGCCCAGUCCGUACCAUGCAACCCAUCUUACACCUGCCACGGGAUCCGUUCGCUCGGCAUCGAGAGAAGGGAAGUCCUUGGUCCCUCCUGGCAUCCAAUACGGUCGGCCGGUAUCCGGAUAUCAAUCCUCGAGCCAAGGCCCUGGCUCCUCCGCUGCCGCAACUAGUCCGACUCCCACCGAAGGCCAUGCCUGUGUAG
This is a messenger RNA of Cladophialophora carrionii CBS 160.54, 624 nucleotides long. RefSeq lists its product as uncharacterized. NCBI's taxonomy places the organism in Eukaryota, Fungi, Ascomycota, Eurotiomycetes, Chaetothyriales, Herpotrichiellaceae. The record is from RefSeq and is a predicted model, not a curated record. The coding region runs from base 1 to 624 and encodes 207 amino acids. The transcript has 2 exons.